AUGAUCAUCCUCGUCGUUGAAUUUCCAGGCGUAACACUUGCACCUCAAGCUGCAAUGAGAAAGUUUGAGGGGUUGAUCGCUCUUAGAGCCUUUCUUGGUGUGUUCGAAGCCGUCAGUCAACCAGCGUUUACAUUGUUGUCGUCUAUUUGGUAUACACGAAAAGAGCAGGGCGUAGUUGUAACAGUUUAG
Messenger RNA from Penicillium cosmopolitanum, 189 nucleotides. RefSeq lists its product as uncharacterized. The record is from RefSeq and is a predicted model, not a curated record. Gene Ontology annotation, molecular function: transmembrane transporter activity. The transcript has 2 exons. Lineage: Eukaryota; Fungi; Ascomycota; Eurotiomycetes; Eurotiales; Aspergillaceae. Gene Ontology annotation, cellular component: membrane. Bases 1 to 189 code for a protein of 62 amino acids.